This is a messenger RNA of Polypterus senegalus (gray bichir), 582 nucleotides long. Its product is annotated as protein CTLA-2-beta-like. The transcript is spliced from 4 exons. The record is from RefSeq and is a predicted model, not a curated record. NCBI's taxonomy places the organism in Eukaryota, Metazoa, Chordata, Cladistia, Polypteriformes, Polypteridae. The coding region runs from base 158 to 451 and encodes 97 amino acids.
CCUGGUCAUCUUUUGUUUAGCCGAAUGUCCAGUUGCCUAAUAGGUGAACGAACACUGCCGCUUCACAGCCAUAAGCAUAUAAAGGUUUCCAUAGGUGGCUCCUUCUCGUCUGACAUCAUUAUCCUCCUGGACUGCAAUCACUCUAUAAUCCUACACCAUGAGGACACUGCUUCUUCUGGCCUACAUUGUGGUGGCUGUUUACUCUGCCAGCCUGCACACCAGAGACCCCUCGUUGGACAGCGCCUGGGAAGAAUGGAAGAUCACAUUUGAGAAGCAAUACACAACACAGGAAGAGGAGAGCUCCAGACGGCUGGUGUGGGAGGAUACGCUACGUUGGACUGAGAAGCAUAACAAAGAGUACAAGGAGGGGAAGCACAGCUUCACUGUGGGCCUGAACGAGUUUGCUGAUAUGAAAAUGGAGGAGUUCCAGCCCUGUUCUUUUGACGAGUGAAUACAGCAAAGAAAAGGAGAUACCAUUGAAUACCAGCUUGACUUAAUAAUAUCUCUUAGAUCCUGUUACAUUUAUAAUUAGAUUUUAAAGAGAAGUUCUUCAAAACUAAAUUAAAAAUAUCAAUACAUAUA